CAGACUUGUGUUGACAAUGUAAAUAGUGGGAAAUAAAAAAUUUACGAUAUUGUUUCUAUUGGAAAAUGUAUAAAAAUGAUUAAAUAGUAUUAAGAUAAUAUGAAAUAUGCUUUAUAUAAAACGGCAGCCAUCAGUUAAUAUAUGAAUCUGAAAUCACUUAUAAUCAAAACUGUCGUUACAUCAAAAAUUCAAAUUUUUCUCCUUCGGAAUCCAGAAACAUUCUUUUAAAAUGACAAUGGAGAUUGAUCUAGCUGAUAAACAAAUGCAGCUUUUCAUAAAAGAAAUGCCCAAAAUUGAACUUCAUGCACAUCUAAAUGGAUCAUUAAGUCAUAAUACUCUUCAAAAACUGAUUGAACUAAAAGCAAAACAAAGUAAUGCAAAACAGGAAUUAAACUUAGAAAUUCCUAGUUUGUCAUCAAAUGAUCUUUCUGAAUGUUUUAAGGUUUUUGGUCUGAUACAUAAAAUAACUGAUUCAGCUGAAGCUAUUUAUAUGGCAACAUGUGAUGUGAUUGAAGAUUUUUACAAAGAUGGAAUCUGUUAUCUAGAAUUGAGAACUACACCAAAAGAAAGUGACCUGAUUGCUACACAGGAUAUAUAUGUUAAAACUGUUAUAAAAGCAAUUGAAGAUACUUGUUUUGAAAAAUGUAAAGGACUUUCUGUGAAACUGCUCUUAUCAAUUGACCGAAAAAGACCUCCAAGUUGUGCUGAAGAAACACUGAAAAUUGCAGAAAAAUACUUUACUGGUUUAUCACCUGUUAUUGGCAUUGACUUGAGUGGUAAUCCAAAUACUGGUGACAUCAAUUACUUUCUUCCUUACUUGGAAUAUGCAAAGAAAAUAGGCUUGAAACUAGCAAUUCAUAUAUCAGAAGUUCCUGGUAAUUUUGAAGAAGUUGAACGCCUCUUAAAAUUGGAACCAAACAGACUUGGCCAUGGAACCUAUCUACAUCCCCAAAAAGGCGGAUCUACAAAGAAUUUCGAACUCUUGAAACAGUUAAAAAUUCCUCUUGAAUUUUGUCUCACAUCUAAUGUUAUAAGUAAAACCGUUUCAUCAUAUGAAGACCACCAUUUGACACUUUUUAGAGAAAUGAACUACCCUUAUGUUUUAUGUACAGAUGACAAAGGAAUUUUCAACACUUCUUUAUCGAAUGAAUAUUACUUAGCUUCAAAAUAUUAUUCACUGUCUAAACAGGAUUUGUUUAAUUUAUCUUAUGAAAGUAUAGAUUAUAUUUUUUCUUCAGAAAUUAAGAAAAAUGAAUUGAAAAAUAUUUGGAAAAAAUAUAAAAGCUUAAUCUAGGUUUGUAUAUUUAGAUAUUAUAUUUCUAGUUUUGUGUGUGAAUGUAUCUAACCAAAUGUGAAAAAUUGAAGGGGUUUUAUAUAUAUUUAAUAAUAUUGAUUACAUAAAAUUAAAUGAAGUUAUGUAAUGGGAAACAACCAUUAUUUUAGGUAUUUUGAGUUUCAUCAUUAUAAACUGCAUAUCUAAUAUAAGUCAAUGUUAAUAUGCAGUUAAGUAUUGAUUAUCACUUUGAUUAUUUUAUAUAGUUUCUAAUAAAAAUUAAAUGCACCUUAUAAAUAUUAAGAACUACACUAGGUAAAUUGAUCAGUAUUCAAUAUUAUCGGCCAAAGCUAAUUUAACUGGCUCAUCAGUGAUUUCUUGAGUAUUAAAUUUUUGAUACAAAAACUUAGAUUUCAGCAAUUGAGAACAUAAUCUAAAAAGUGGUUGGUAAUUGAUGCUUUCUUUCUAAAGGCACUCCAAAAUAUGUAAUUUUAUGCUUUUUAAAAUCAAUAAAAC
Argiope bruennichi is the source of this 1789-nucleotide messenger RNA. RefSeq names its product adenosine deaminase-like protein. Bases 230 to 1294 code for a protein of 354 amino acids. The transcript is spliced from 8 exons. Gene Ontology annotation, biological process: inosine biosynthetic process; adenosine catabolic process. The record is from RefSeq and is a predicted model, not a curated record. NCBI's taxonomy places the organism in Eukaryota, Metazoa, Arthropoda, Arachnida, Araneae, Araneidae. Gene Ontology annotation, molecular function: adenosine deaminase activity.